Episyrphus balteatus (marmalade hoverfly) is the source of this 2541-nucleotide messenger RNA. RefSeq lists its product as uncharacterized. The coding region runs from base 1 to 1794 and encodes 597 amino acids. The record is from RefSeq and is a predicted model, not a curated record. Lineage: Eukaryota; Metazoa; Arthropoda; Insecta; Diptera; Syrphidae. The transcript has a single exon.
AUGCCAACGUCUACUACUUGCAGGACGGAGUCAAAUCCUAAUGCUAGUAGUACAAACAAUCUUCCGGGAACGGCGCCUCUGCUGCCACCGGUUCGCGAUGAGGGAGUGAAAAACAACCAAACCGUAAACCUAGGUGGCGGAAUGUCUCUCCUGGAAAGAAACAAACUUCCGGAGUUGCCAACUCUGCUGCCACCGGCUAGCGGCGAGGUAGUCAAGAACGACCAAACCGCCAACCAAGGUGACGGAACGUCUCUCCCGGAAGGAAGUAUGAAAAUGUGUGCAAAGGGGACUGUGUCGCUGCUGCCACCGGUCUGUAUCACAGGCCAAGGUGACGGGGCACCCAAACCAGGAAACAACAAUGUCCAAGGGGGGGGAGGCAGGGAUGCUAUUAGCAACUCUGUCUCUACCUCCAAUGCCCGUAAUACCAGUGAUACGGGGAAGAAUAUCGUGCCGGGAGGGGUUAGUGAUACUAAAACCGCUGGCCACGAUAAGUCAUCCUCGAAUCCAGCUGCUCCUUCCCUUGGUGGAGCUGCAGUUCUGAACAAGAACUCCAGCUCGGCCAAGGAAGGGGGCAAAACGAGAUCCAGACCCGCUAAUGAGCGUCGCCGAGCGAUGAAGAUCAUCGAACUCGAUGCUGAAAAAGCCCCGGGGGAGAGAAGUCGUUCUGAACUCGGCAAGCUCAAGUGGGCGAGGAAAGUGAUGGAGAGGAUCAGCAAAGACACUACGUCUAAGCGUGAAAGGUCCUUUGAGGAAGAAAAUCCUCAACCCAAAAAAGCAAGGGUGUUGGAUGGCGUACCACCGACACUUCGAAUUGGGAAUACCUUUAGUGACAUGGUCAAAGAAAAGGUUACUGUUGCGGUCAUCGACAGAGGCAAUUUAGAUGGAAACAUCUCGCCUGAUCAUUGGGCGGACGUCAGGGCUCACCUCGGGUUCAGGUUUAUCCCUGUUCUCGAGGCGAACCCAGGCCCCCUUCCAAAGGUAAGCGACGGACGAUGGCACCAAAAUAGGGUCAAACUCAUCGUUUGCGAUGAUCAGAGAUCGUUACAUCUCUAUAAGCUUGCUGUGGGUGAUUUGGGUGAGAUCUGGCCAGGUGCUAAGCUGGAGGUUGUGCCAAGGGAGGAAAUCCCCUGCAGGCCAAGAGCUCGUAUUCUGGUCCCGGCCUUACACACGUCACCAGAGAUGGUUCUCCGACUGAUUCAAUUCAGUAACCCUUCGAUGCCCACUCACGACUGGAAAGUCCCAAUCAUCGAAGAAGAGCCGGUGGGGCGCUAUCGUUCUGCUCUUGUUAUUAUUAACAAAGAAUCACUGGAUCCUCUGGCUGCAACCGGGGGAGUUAUCCAGUAUGGAUUUGAUAGCCUUGUGCUAAAAAUUUACAAAAAAGAUGAGGAGAUGGCAAGGCUUGCAGGCCAUACGGCGGAGUCUGAAAUGGAGGAAUUGGGCAUAUGUAAAGCACUUUCAGCAAUGGAAGUGGAUGCAUCAUGCAGCUCUUCCAUUCCAGAUCAGUCGUCAUCUUCGACAGUUCCCGAAGAGGGAACAAAACAAACCCCAGUGUCAGUAAAUGACACGAACCAAAACCCAGCGUCCGAAAAGGACGCGAAAACAAUAUCUUCCGUAUUGGAAGAUGAUGAGAUGGCUGGAAGUUUGUCCGAUAUGGACACUGGCAGCGUUGCGCAGGAGGAUCUUCUAUCUGAGGAUGAGUUAUUAAACUCUACCUCAGAAACGGAAGACCUAAAUGCCACAGUGGUGGAGGUUGAUCGUACUGGUUGUAGCCAUGCUGCAGGUAGUACAGAUUAAUCUCCAACACUCCAUAAAGGUUUCGGCCGCCCUUCUUCUCCGACUAAGCAAGUCCGGAGAGGAUAUAGUCCUGAUCCAGGAACCUUGGAUUGUAAAAUCCUUGGUGAGAGGCCUCGGGACGAAAGAUUAUUCUCUGCUGUAUGUGACGGAUAAAGGUGAGCCUAGAUCCUGCAUACUAGCAAAGAAAACACUAACAGUAUUUUUACUACCUAAUUACAGCGAUCGUGAUAUCACAACCGCUACACUGCAGACCUCCAAAGGAACAUAUUGGAUUACGUCUGCUUACCUAGGCCAUGAUUGUGGGCCGCCUCCGGGGGAGACACUUGGGCGAAUGAUCGCAGCAGCAGCGAGCCAAAAAGUAGAUCUCCUCAUUGGCAGUGAUGCUAAUGCUCAUCACACAGUGUGGGGGAGUACUGACGUAAAUGAAAGAGGUGAGUCACUUUUUGAUUUUAUUCUAAGUACUAGUCUCCUUAUUUGUAAUAUUGGUAAUGAACCUACCUUUGUCACAAAGAACCGACAAGAGGUAUUGGACAUUACCCUUAUAUCACAAACAAUUCACCACAAGAUAAGGAAUUGGGCUGUAUCUAAUGAUCACUCAUUCUCAGAUCAUAGGUAUAUCCAAUUUAGUCUCGAAGAUGAAUGCACAAAACCCACCGGUUUUCGUAAUUAUAGGAAAACGGAUUGGGUGAAAUAUAGGGAAACUUUUACUACCUGCUACGAUAAUCAGGACAAUAUUUUUCCUUCUAA